AUGGAGAAUCCACAAACACACCUUGAAAAUGACUGCGAAGUUCAACAGUCAACACAAUUACCCCGUACUGUGACGAAUGAGGAACUACCUGAAGAAGUUACAGGGGAUAGCGCACUGCAUCUCUCGGACUUGAAAAAUGGCGAAUCUAUACCAGGAAUAUCAGUGGCACUCAAAGGCGGUGAAAAACAUCUCAUGAGUCUAGCCUCUAUCGAAACACAACCACCACCAAAUUAUACACAGUUUGGUUCUAUGUAUGCCAGGUCAGAUGUCAGCUAUGAUCAGGAUAAAAAAGGAAAUGGAUACAAUGCAUACUAUGCAAACUACUACCCUAUGGAUUCAUCGUGGUCUUAUAAAAAUCCACAAAUUAUAGAUAACCCAGAUGCACUAUCAGCUCAAAUGCCAUUGGAAGCACAAGCGUCUCUAUUCAGCAGUUGCGCAAGUAGCUCUACGACGAAAUUGGAAAAUGAACCCAUACAAUUGAACGGAAACCAAUUGUUAGCGGAAUUGCAAAAUGCAGAAGGUGGAGUUCCGCAACAAACUGCAAGAACUGAAUCAUACCAAAAAGUAGUGGCUCGUAACCCCGUUAUCCUAGUUGAUAAGGUAGAAAGAUCACUCAUUGUUCAAUGGUAUGAAAACAGUAUUCGCAGAGAACAACGCAUCUCAUACAAAAAGUAUGGUAAUGCAAAGGCACAACAAAGAGCUGAAACAUUAAUAUCAAAACUUCUUAACGGAUCAACAUUCGAACAGUUGUACCCAGAAAAAGGCCCACCCAUUCUUACCAUUUUCGAAAAUGUCGGCAACUAUGGUGUAUCGUUGACGAGGGAUAGAGUAAUGCGCGAAUGGCGUGUUGAUUGGACUAAUAGCGGCGGUGUUAAGAUGCGGGCACGAUGGUCAUGCAAAAAAGUUGGGAAUGAUGAGGCUAAGAAACGUGCAGAGACAUUCGCUAACAGCCUUAUACAAGGAACUUUCAAUCCCAGACUUUUGCACAAGGCCACGGGGACACGACUCUCACGCAAUGACAUGAAAUACAACGCCGUGCUAAACGAAGAAGAUUUCGCGAAACAAGAUCUAGCUAUUGGGCAACAAAGUGCUCGUAAAUCAGAACAAAAGGAUGGACCAGCGAGAAAGAGACGUAACACAGGUGGAGAUCCACAGCGUAAAAAAGGUACACGUAAUACUGGUAAAGCAAAACGAGCACCAGUUGAUUUCUUUAAUCAACACAAAACAGGGUCUAAUGGGUUCCUCCAUCUAUCUGCAGAUGCAUCGUUCCCCGGAUUCUAUCCUAUGUUCCCUGGUGAGCAUGACGGCAAAGUUUCCAUGCAUAGCGGCUCGUUCGAGAACCUACCACCUCAUGGAGAUGCCCUGAUUGCGCAGAAUUGGCAAAAUUACGGACCGACACAGAAGAUGGAUUAUCCUGCAUCGACUGAAUGGAACUUUCCUGAUGCACAGGGCGAUUUCAAUAACUAUAAUCAUCUUUUCGGUAUGGUACCACCAGAAAAUAUGGCUAAUGUCGACUGGAUGAACAUGAAUUGUAUGGAAAAUUAUGGCAACCCAGUGUUGGACGGUCCCAUGAGCGUUCGUGAGUUAGGAGACGAUGCACCAGGCUCCGCUGAAUCACAAAGCGCAAACACCGGCUAUAUGCCAUAUUACCAUCUAUUCCCACCAGCGCCAUCGGCUUGUUUCCAAGAUUCAAUGUGCUCACAGGGUCAGAUGAGCCUCAACAACACUGUGAACGAGGGUGAAGUUUUCUCAGAAUCAUGCAAUUCUGCAGAGGCACUAUCAUUUUCAGCACCUUCAUUCAAAGAAACAGAUGCGAAACUAUCUGCACGCAGUGCUAGGCUACAGCAAGGCGUCCCAUCAUUGGAACUUGAAGGUACAGCAGCACCACCAUGUGAUGCCCCCAACCCUCUUGGCGCAAAGCCAGAAGAGCAGGGUAAUGAGAAUCCAAUGAUGGGAUCCUAUGACCAUGAAAACGCUAUGAACAACAUGGCGGUGUCAUGGCCGGGUUUUGAGGGUGUACCAGGUUGUGAUUUCAGGAUGAACUCAUUGAGCGGUAGCCAGGAUUAUCACCAAGCAUCAAUGCCUGAGAUGUACGUACCAGAAAGUUUCCCUCCAAACCCUGUGCUGGACCCUAAGCAGCUGGACGGUGAAGUUGCGAAACAUUACGAUAGUAAGCAAAUGACCCAGGAUCUGCAAGAUUUCUAUAACGCACUGAAUAUGGACGUUCAGGGCGGAAUGCACCCACAAAACCCUAAUGUUAUGGGUAACAUGGGACACGUUUUCUACUAA
This is a messenger RNA of Babesia sp. Xinjiang, 2289 nucleotides long. RefSeq lists its product as uncharacterized. The record is from RefSeq and is a predicted model, not a curated record. Bases 1 to 2289 code for a protein of 762 amino acids. NCBI's taxonomy places the organism in Eukaryota, Apicomplexa, Aconoidasida, Piroplasmida, Babesiidae. The transcript has a single exon.